Puccinia triticina is the source of this 3054-nucleotide messenger RNA. RefSeq lists its product as uncharacterized. Gene Ontology annotation, molecular function: nucleic acid binding. Gene Ontology annotation, cellular component: nuclear body. The transcript is spliced from 10 exons. The record is from RefSeq and is a predicted model, not a curated record. NCBI's taxonomy places the organism in Eukaryota, Fungi, Basidiomycota, Pucciniomycetes, Pucciniales, Pucciniaceae. Gene Ontology annotation, biological process: mRNA processing; primary miRNA processing. Bases 1 to 3054 code for a protein of 1017 amino acids.
AUGUCUGACCUGGCUGGCCUGGGCGAACCACGUCUCAGAAGCCCAUCUCCUGGAAGAGGUGGACGGUUCGACGACGCCGGCCGCCGCUCUCCCCCGCCCCCAGCAGACAGGUGGAACGGCGGAAAUGAUCGGAACGGAACCGGCCCGCCGGGCUCAAAUCUCCGCAGUGGAUCCGCCGAGUUCGGUAGGAAGCGGCCCAGAGACGAUUCGCCUCCCAGUCGAGAUCGCUAUAUCCCCAAUUACGAACGUGAGCCACCCAGAGAGCGCGAAAGACGAGACUAUCAUCAUCCCAUCCUUGACCAUGAUCGUCCAGCUCGCCAUCUUCCAAACCCCGAGAUAUUCGAUGACCCCUAUCGGCGUGGCGGGAGCGCUUAUCGUGACGACAUGUUUCCGUAUUCGCCCGAUCGUGGCCUACCAGCCCGCGGGGGACCCACCCACUCUCGUUCUCAUCUCACGCCUCCUUCCGAGCUGCCCUACCUCGUCUCGUUCCGGUAUUUCGCUGAUUUCAUGCGCUCGACCUCUCCACACAUCGCCGACGACAAGGAGAAACUUGCCGAGCAGUGGAAACGCUACCGUCUAGACCACACACGCAAGCAGCUGGUCGCCUUCUUUGAGGAAAAUAGAAAUAAAGCCUGGUUUCGUGAGAAGUAUCAACCCGGCCCAGAGUUUGAGGAGCUUCGACAGCGGUUGAGGAAAAAGGGAAGGGAGGGCAAGGUGGAGGGCUUCAUCUCCCGCUUGGAGAAAGGCGACUUGGACAUCAUCAACUACGAUUAUCUCCCCACUUCGACCUUAAAUAAGAAGCCGGUGGCCGCCACCAAGUCAUCGCCAGAUCAAUCUGACGAACCUGCUGCCCCCACUAUCAAGGCCGAUCCAAGUCCUGCCGCACCUACAACGCUACCUCCAACCACCACCCAAGACGGCGAGGCUAAAGAGUCUACUCUUCCUCCCAAACCAGACUCUGAGGUCACUGCAGUUUCAGAAGCUGCCAAAGUCAAGACCGAAUCAGAAGCAGAUGUGAAAAAUGAGGUUAACUCCACCAACCCGGAUGCAGAUGCAGAUGAAUAUGAGGAGCCGGACGACGAGUUCUGUGCAAGCAUGGCCGAGGCGAUAACGGGCCCCAAUACAGGACUAGCGCCGUCCAGUGCGUUAGGAAGCCUCAUUGGUGAAAGCAUGAGAGGCAAAGUGGGCUCUGAUGAUAUCGUCGUCUUACCCCCUGCGGAUAAUCAACUUUUUAUCAAAAGCAUCAGCCCCGACAUCUCUCGCACCGAACUAGAGAAUCAUUGUAAACAAGUGGAAGGGUUUGAUUAUCUCGCUCUAUCAGAUCCUCACACCGGAAAGAAGCUACACCGCGUCGGGUGGGUGGCUUUCCUACCUGGUACCGACAUGAAAGCUGCCGAAAGCGCACUUGGAGAGUCAAAAAUCAACAACUUUACUCUACAUCUCAUGAUAACCGAACGCCCGGCGCUCCAGAAGCUGCGCACGUGCCCAGGAAUCAUGAAUACGCAUGAGCGCAUCAUCAAGGAUUUGGGCCAGAUUCGGAAGCUCGCCGCCAGCUUUGAAGCCGAGCAAUUCGGACCCGGUGCAAGUGAAGAUAAGUGCGGUAGUACGGCGAUCGAAGCCAGGAUCAGCAAGAUCAAAGAGGAAAUGGGACCGAACCUCGAUUCCUCAUCCAAACAGCCACCGUCUGAUGCAGGUGACGGUACCCCUACCGCGCCAGAUGCUGGACUCAAUCCCCAGGACUCGGAUGUCAAACCAGAUUUACCUCAAGAGAAGAAUCUAACGCUCGACAAAAAGUCGCUGGAUCUCUACAUAUACUACCUCCGAACUGUGUUCAAUUGUUGUUACUACUGUGUGUGCGUCUGCGACUUCCAAGAAGAACUCUGUCGACGAUGUCCCAAGCAUGUUCGCAAAGCAGCUCCCCGCCAGCAGCUUGAAGACCACUCAUCUACCGCCACUCCCCAAAGUCACCGGAGGAAUACCAAUGCUCAAAACUCGACCCAUCUCAGGUCCAACGAGCAGAAUUGGGCACGUACCUUAGACGACCGAGUCGCACUGAUCCUGACUCCAUCUGAAGUCGACCCUCGGGAGUUUGGUGGCGAGAGAGUUGACGAUGAAAUACAUCGAUUGUGCCAGCCUCAGAUUAUCGACGAAGGGGCUGGGAAGUUUCGGUGCAAGAGCUGUAGCAAGCUGUUCAAAGCGAUGAACUUUAUCGAAAAGCACAUCAUGUCCAAACACGGAGAAGUGAUCAAUCAGGACUCCAUCGAAAGGAUUAAAUACCUCAACAAUUACAUCUUAGACCCUUCGCAUACCACGCCCCAGGCCCCACCGCCGCCAGAAUAUGGGCACUCCCGAGGGCACAAUGGGAUCUCCGCGGGCCCGUCGGCGCCUCAUGGGAUGAUGGCGAGCAUGGGCCACGGCCACCCGGGCGACUUCCACAACGGAGGCUACCACGCCCCGAUGAUGAACAACUCGAUGGGCGGGCCGGGGGGAAUGAUGAUGGGCGGGCCGUACGGGAGCUACAUGCCCCCGAUGUAUCCGCCCUAUGGCCCCACCCACUCCUACCCUCCCCCGAUGGCCGGGCCAUCGCCGAUGUUCCCCAACGGCUCGAUGAUGGGUGGUCAUCAUGGCAGCGGCGGCGGUCCUGGAUACGGGGCGCCGUAUUACAUGGGAAACAUGGGCCCGGGCGCGCCCUACCCGUCCGCCUUCCAGCCCCACCACCAAGUCUACUCCUCCCUGCCUGCCAUCCCUCCCCCCGCCCAUCCCAUCCGGGCCCCCAAUGGGAACAACCGGCGCUUGGGCGAGCGGAUCUCGAGACACUUCGCCGACGAAAUCGGCCUCCCCCUCCCCCCCCACUACCACGACCAUAAACGCUCCCGAAGGGACGAGUUCAACAGGCCCCCGAGCGCCGCCUUCAGUCCCGCUGCUGCUGCUGCCGCCGCCGCCGCUAAUCCGCCCCCAAUGGCCCUCGUCGCCUCUGACCCUAGGUCCAAAACCGUCCUCGCUUAUAACGACCUCGACACCCCCGCUGGGGACGAGGUGGUCUUGAAUUACUGA